Molecule: messenger RNA, 2108 nt
Organism: Arvicanthis niloticus (Nile rat)
Lineage: Eukaryota; Metazoa; Chordata; Mammalia; Rodentia; Muridae
Source: RefSeq, a predicted model, not a curated record
CUGUCAGGCUGGAGGAAGUUUUACCUCAGUCGCAGAGAGCACAAGGCUGAGGGCUAGCAGAUAGCAGAGCAACACGAUGAGUGCAGGCUCAGACCCCGUGGUCAUCGUCUCAGCGGCGCGGACCGCCAUAGGCUCCUUCAGUGGUGCCCUGUCCACCGUGCCUGUCCACGACCUGGGGACAGCUGUCAUCAAAGAAGUCCUGCAGAGGGCCAAGGUGGCUCCAGAAGAGGUGUCCGAGGUCAUAUUUGGACACGUUUUGACGGCAGGUUGUGGGCAGAAUCCUACUCGACAAGCCAGUGUGGGUGCAGGGAUCCCCUACUCGGUUCCAGCAUGGAGCUGCCAGAUGAUCUGUGGCUCAGGCCUAAAAGCUGUGUGUCUUGCAGCCCAGUCCAUAGCUAUGGGCGACUCCACCAUUGUGGUUGCUGGAGGCAUGGAGAAUAUGAGCAAGGCUCCUCACUUGGCUCACCUGAGAACAGGGGUCAAGAUGGGUGAGAUGUCGCUGGCUGACAGCAUACUCUGUGAUGGCCUCACAGAUGCAUUUCACAACUACCACAUGGGCAUCACAGCUGAAAACGUAGCCAAAAAAUGGCAAGUGAGCAGAGAGGCCCAGGACAAGGUUGCAGUUCUGUCCCAGAACAGGACGGAGCAUGCGCAGAAAGCUGGCCACUUUGACAAGGAGAUUGUGCCAGUGCUGGUGUCUUCCAGAAAAGGUCUUACUGAAGUGAAAGUGGAUGAGUUUCCUCGUCAUGGGAGUAACCUUGAAGCCAUGGGCAAGCUGAAACCUUACUUUCUUACUGAUGGGACAGGAACAGUCACCCCAGCAAACUCAUCAGGACUGAACGAUGGUGCCGCUGCUGUGGUUCUUAUGAAGAAGACAGACGCUGAGCGUCGGAUGCUGAAACCUUUAGCACAAAUAGUCUCCUGGUCACAAGCUGGUGUGGAGCCAUCUGUUAUGGGAGUAGGACCAAUUCCAGCCAUAAAGCAAGCUGUUGCAAAGGCAGGCUGGUCCCUGGAGGAUGUUGACGUGUUUGAAAUCAAUGAAGCCUUUGCAGCGGUGUCUGCGGCAAUAGCUAAAGAACUUGGAUUAAACCCUGAGAAGGUCAACAUCGAUGGAGGAGCCAUUGCCUUGGGCCAUCCUCUGGGAGCAUCUGGCUGUAGGAUUCUAGUGACCUUGUUACACACGCUGGAGAGAGUGGGUGGGACACGUGGUGUUGCAGCCCUGUGCAUUGGAGGUGGGAUGGGGAUUGCAAUGUGUGUUCAGAGAGGAUGAUCUGAACCUUGAGCCACCCUUGGAUGAGCCACCACCUUUGGACAAUUCUCAUUAUAUCAGUGAAACACUAAGUAGAAAGUGAAAUCAGAGGACCAAACUGAGGACAGGAACCCAGGUAGACAGCUUGCAGUACUUUAAUAUGAGACUCCCAAGGCUAAGACAUUGCACCAGACACUGUUAUAUAUAAAAGGGAAGUCUAGUCGAUCAUCAAGGGCUCCAGAGUGAACAGCAUUUUCAUAAUUUCCAUAUUUACUGUCUUUGCUUUCUGGGUGUAAUUUUCUCUAAUCAUUGAUUGUUUGUUUGUUUGUUUGUUAGUCAGGAUCUCACCAUAUAGCCUGAAAAUCGUUUUGUAGAUCAGGUUGGCUUUGAACUCCCAGAGAUCCACCUUUCUGUGCCUCCUGAGUACUUGAGUUAAAGGCAUACACCAUUCUGCAGGGCCCCCAAAAUGAUCCAUUCAAAGAAUGGGGAUGCGGCUUCUGUUGUUGGAAACUUCAGGCUCUUUGCUUUAACUAUGGUUAGCUCAAACACCCCUGCUUGCUCGUUGUCUCGUGGUUUCCUACUGAUCAAAUCAGAAUUCUGUAAUGAAAAUCGGAUUCAGUGGCCGCCUCCAAGCUGAGGUGGUGGGGUAAGGUAUUCCAGCUAUUCUAGUCCAAAAGACUGGCAGUGCCAACAAGUGUGCCUCUGGGUUGUUGAAAGUGAGCAGCAAGCAGCUUCUGUGCAUUUAUUUCUCUCUGCUUGACUGGAUGGGAUGCUUCCUGCUUCAAAUAUCUACCUUGAUUUCCCCAAAAUGAUGAACUGUAAUUGGAAUUGAAAGCCAAAUAAACUGUUUCCCCCCUCA